Molecule: messenger RNA, 2208 nt
Organism: Penicillium angulare
Lineage: Eukaryota; Fungi; Ascomycota; Eurotiomycetes; Eurotiales; Aspergillaceae
Product: putative disulfide isomerase
Exons: 4
Coding region: 1-2208 (735 amino acids)
Cellular component (GO): endoplasmic reticulum
Molecular function (GO): protein disulfide isomerase activity
Source: RefSeq, a predicted model, not a curated record
AUGAGAACCUCCUGGUUGGGGCUGUCCCUUAUCUCUCUAUUAGCCGGUCCGUCUUUAGCUGCUCCUUCGGACGUUGAAUCGAGCGAUGGAAACCGACUUCAGAAGAGAGCUACCAAAGGGGUUGACCCUGACGAGCCCUCUGUAUUCAAUGGUCUCGACGUACCCCCGCUUGUCCACCUGACUGCGGACAAUUUCGACGAGCUCACAAAAGAUGGCACUUGGAUGGUGAAACACUAUUCUCCCAAUUGUGGUCACUGCAAGAAGGCUGCUCCUUACUACCAAACCGCCUACGAAUACUAUUACACCUCGAAUCCCGUUUCACCAGCUUCGGCGAAAUCCCCGGAUCCCAAAUCCCUCAACUCAUUCACGAAUUACUAUAACUUCCACUUUGCGUCUGUGAACUGUCUCGCCUACGCCGAUCUUUGCGAGAAGCUUGGGAUCACAAACUAUCCAACAUUCGGCUUCUACGAAAAUGGUGUUCAAAAGGAGGUUUCUAUUGGCGCAAAGAAGAUUUCAGCCCUCAGCAAGCUCAUUGAAGAGAAGCUUGAGACCAUCAAGCCUGGAUCUCGCCCUGCGUCAGGUAUUAAGUUGCCAGAGGUUGGCGCCACUCGCGUAGAUUCCACUGCAGAGCCAGACUCUCAGGUUGUCGAGGACGAAGACCAAGAGACGGUUGCAAAGACCGGGGAACAACAGGAGCUGAUCUCAGAGAAGGGUUCUGGUUCUCCUGUCGAUACCAAGGCCACCGAUUACACUGUCUCCAAAAACAAACCUGGGAGCGCCCCUCCUAAUCCGCAGGGAAUAUCUGUUGACUUGACCGCUGAAAGCUUCCAGAAGCUUGUUACCACCACUCAAGACUCCUGGUUCAUUAAGUUUUACGCUCCUUGGUGUCCUCACUGCCAGGCCAUGGCUCCAAACUGGCAGCAGAUGGGUAAAGAAAUGAAAGAUACUCUGAAUGUCGGUGAAGUAAACUGUGACAGGGAGCCCCGCCUCUGCUCAGACGCUCGCGUUGAGGCUUUCCCCACUAUCUACUUCUUCCGAGGCGGCCAAAGAGUCGAAUAUACUGGUUUGCGCGGUCUGGGCGAUCUGCUCUCUUUCACCAAGAAAGCCAUCGGUCCCUAUGCGAGAAUCGAAGAUGUGGAUGCCGCAACGUUCAAAGAACUCGAGGAGACUGAGGAAGUUCUGUUCCUGUACUUCUAUGAUCACGCGACAACUUCAGAGGAUCUCAGGGCCAUGGAACGUCUCACUCUCAGCCUCGUGGGCCAUGCUCGCAUCGUUAAAACUAGCAGUGCUGCUUUGGCGGAGCGAUUCAAAAUCUCCACUUGGCCACGCCUCUUGGUGGUCCGUGAUGGUCGCCCCAACUAUUACAACGCUCUUGCUCCCAAAGAUAUGAGAGAUUUCCGACAGGUUCUUACCUGGAUGCAAGCCGUGUGGCUGCCAAUUGUUCCGGAACUCACAGCUGCAAACGCCGAGGAGAUCAUGAAUGGAAAAUUCGUGGUUCUUGGUAUCCUCAGCCGUCGCCGUUCCGAUGACUUCAAGCAGUCCAAGCGUGAACUAAAGGAAGCAGCGUCCGAGUGGAUGGAUAAGCAAAUUCAAUUGUUCAAAUUGGAACGUUCCGAACUGCGCGACUCUAAACAGCUGCGUAUCGAGGAGGCCGAUGAUCGAGACGACCAACGCGCUUUGCGAGCGGCCAAGAACAUGCGUAUCACUAUCCGUGAAGAUGACAAAAAGCCCGUUCACUUUGCCUGGAUCGACGGUGAUUUCUGGGAGCGAUGGCUGCGUACCACCUACGGUAUCGACGUAAGCAACGGUGACCGCGUCAUCAUCAACGACGAAGAUAACCGCCGCUACUGGGACCUUGCCUCUAGCGGAGCACCCAUCAUGGCCUCGCGCACAUCGAUCUUGGAAACAAUCCCUCUUGUCAUUUCUUCUCCACCCAAACUGUCCCCCAAGUCCACCAUCGGUACUAUAGAAUCCUUCUUCUUCUAUACACGAUCCUUCCUUAGCAGCCACCCCAUCCUAUUCUUCAUUCUCUUGGGUCUGACAGUGGCGGUGGCAACCAUCUUUGGCCGUGGACGUUUCUUGCGCCGCACUGGCCUUGGCCGUGGUGGAAUCCUGGGCAACUCUCCCAGCGCCGGCAGUGGUGGCUUUUUCCACCUUGAUGGGAAAGAAGGAUUGUUAAACGGAGGCUCGACCGGAAAAGUCGAUUAA